GAUGUGCGGGGCUCAAAUCAUGAGUCUCUUUACGUUUCGAUCGAUAUCAUUCCCACCAGGCGAUAACGCCUCCAGGGCUUCAGUCCUCUUCUUUCAUUCUGUUUCUAAUCAUCUUCAAUAAAGGCGUCUGGCUGCGACUGUGCUCCCCGUACCACCCGCCUAUCCACUCGCUCGGAACCCCAGCCGUUUCAGGCCCACCGGGCUGGAAGCCGAACAUCAUCUGGGAGUCUAACCUCAAAGCUCUUUACGAGAUCGAGCAAUGGAUCGACCUGAGUAUUCAAAGCAAAGAUUUUCUAAGAGUCGUAAUGGAUGCGUUACUUGCAAAGCACGAAGAGUAAAGUGCGAUGAGACAAAGCCAACCUGCGAGCAAUGUGCUCGUCGGCGAAUACCCUGCGGUGGUUACAAGGUCGAUGUCAGAUGGAAGCAAGCCCCUGACCCCAAACCAAAGAGCCCAACGCGGAGAAAUAGAGGCAACUCUUCGUCAAACCCGCGUCCAUUGUCAGCAGUACUCCCCGCACCUUCCAAUCCCGAGCUUGUGGACGAGUGUGCCACUGAGGAGACUACUGAAGAAAGUGGACCCCACUCGACUUCCGAAGAAAUGAUGACCCUGCCGUUCCUCGACUCUGAUAUUCAACACUCCUCUGUGAACCUUUCGACAUCGCAAUCUUUGGAGUUUCUCAUGCAAGGGUUCGACCAUACUCGGCCACUACCACUGAUAGAUCAGUUAUCACACAGUUCAACUACAUCACCUCCACAGAACGGCGACAUGUACUCUGGAAGCAGUGUGCAACCAAAUGGCAUAGAUUUUGGGUCCGAGAUAUGGAACAUGGAGUCCUUCUGGGAUGACUACUUGAAACCAGUAACCGACGCGCCGCCUGAUAUUGGAUUACUGUCCAAUGACCAACAGGCAGCCUCUGAGGCGUUGAAGUCCAGGGAAGAUGAAACGGAGCGAAUAGCGGUUCUUUUCCAUCAGCAGACAUGCCGCACUCUCUCCGUCCAGGAAGAAUCAGACCAGAACCCAUGGAGAACGCUCAUCUGGCCGCUAGCCAAAGAGUACCCGGCGCUCUGGCAUGCUAUUGCGGCGUUGACCUGCUUGUGUAUCAGUAAGCAGCAACCUCAGCUUCGCGCUGAUGGGGCUCGACAUGUCCAGCGGAGCACGCAGUUACUCUCGGAGGCCAUGGAUAAGGGCGAAAUCCCUCUUGAUGCUGCCCUAGCCACUACACUGACGCUCGGGUUCACGGAGACUUGGGACUACGAGAAGUCGGCUACAGGAAUCAGUCAUAUUCGCAGCGCUGGGAUUAUACUGUCGCAAAUUUUGUCUAGCUACCCGAACUCAAUGUUGGAGACUGAAGACGAGGCUCGUAUAGAGUUCUUGUACAAUACUUGGACGUACAUGGAUGUUCUCGCGCGUUUUACUUGCAGCGAAACAUUUCCUACCUAUUCAGCGAGUACACCUAUUCCCCACUGGAGUGAGUUAGGCUGGACCACAUCUCACCUCGAUCCUCUAAUGGGAUAUUCAACGACCUUUUUUCCCAUCAUGCGACGCGUUGCAGAUCUAGUAAACAAGGUCAGGGCUAAGCCAGCCCCACGGAACUCCCCAGCGAUCAUCUCCCAAGGACUCGAACUGAAGCGCGAUAUCGAACGUUGGACACCGCCGAUUGAUCUCGAGGCCAUCGAUGACCCCUCACCCAAUAUGACGGAUGCAAUCCAAACCGCCGAAGCAUACCGAUGGGCCAUGUUAUGUAUACUAUAUCAAACUGUGCCUGAGCUACCGAAUCUGACAUCCUAUGGCGAGCUAGCGCAGAAGAUUCUAAUUUACCUAGCUACGAUACCAUUGAACUCACCAACGACCAUCGUGCAUAGCUUACCGCUCAUGGUAGCCGGCAGCGAUACGGUAGAAGAGGAGGAUCGAGAAUUCAUCCGGGACCGAUGGCGUGCCAUGUCUCAGCGCAUGGUCACAGGGGUAACCGAGCGGUGCUUGGAGAUCACCGAAGAAGUCUGGAGGAGGAGAGAAGAAUAUCUGUGGGCGCGUGGCCUGUCUGUUUCACCGGACGGUCUUCGGCUCAGUUCGGCCGCAACCGAGUCCGCGGCUCUUUCCAACGAUAUCGCAUACUUUAUCAGCUUUGGAACAAGCCCUGAUGCUGCUUCGACUGGCUCUGGUAGCGCAAAUGCUCAACAAGUGAAUCAGCGGAAUAUUCGCAGAGUGAACGACUUUCCUAUUUCCGCUGCGUUCAAAAAGGGCGUGGAUACUCUGACGCGAUCCGGAUGCAGCGAGUAUACUGUACGUGGAAGGCUGCAUUGGCUUGGUGUUAUGAAAGAUUGGAACUGGCAAGUUAUGCUAGGUUGAAACAUCUUGUAUCAACAUCGAAGGUGUUUUGGGAUAUUAAAAGAGACAUGCGCCUUGUUACUUCGUCUUUCGCUCAAGCCUAUACGUCCCGCAUGAAAUCUCGCAUUGUUUAAGGCGUCCUUGUUUCCAAGAUUGAUACCAAAUGUACUGCUUUUCUAGACUGUGCCUCAUGUACGCCGAACUUUGGACCUCACAAGCUCACCAGGCCUUUAGAUAGAGUUUCUUCUGUUAGUUCUUUCAAGUCGGUACUCCUACGCCUUCAAAUAUCCCCUAGACUUCCGCAUUUGUCAUCCUCCAUGGUGCGUUUUCCUGUGCCUUGAAUCUACAUCUAGCCUAGGCCUGCAAAACCUCAGCCCUAUACUUCAUUCACUAUUGUACGUAAGAGAUGAUUGAGUACAUGCAAACACGU
Cucurbitaria berberidis CBS 394.84 is the source of this 2756-nucleotide messenger RNA. RefSeq lists its product as uncharacterized. Gene Ontology annotation, molecular function: transcription cis-regulatory region binding; DNA-binding transcription factor activity, RNA polymerase II-specific; zinc ion binding. The record is from RefSeq and is a predicted model, not a curated record. Lineage: Eukaryota; Fungi; Ascomycota; Dothideomycetes; Pleosporales; Cucurbitariaceae. The transcript has 3 exons. The coding region runs from base 260 to 2347 and encodes 695 amino acids. Gene Ontology annotation, cellular component: nucleus. Gene Ontology annotation, biological process: positive regulation of transcription by RNA polymerase II.